CACAAGAUUUGUGCUGCAAAUUCUUCAAACUCUUGUGUUGCUGUUACCUGGCGGCGAAUUUGCUCAAGAACGUGCUAUGUUGUGAGCAUUUAAGAAAUCAAUUAAAAGAAAAGUUAAGGUGACCGUUAAUGGAAUAAAAAGCUCGUAAUGUCGUUGCAGCGCUAACAAUUUAGAAGGCUAUCUUCCUCGGUGGGAAAAAAAAACGGUUUCAUCACGGUUCUUACAGUAACAAGUAAAUAGGAGGAAGCGCGGCCUGUUCCAAAAAGGAGGGGAGGCGCUUCAGCCUCGGACUCGAGUGGAGGUUAAUACGGGACUCCUGAGCCCUCGGCGUCUGCGGACUCGCCUAUCAGCGGGGCCCAGGCUGUCCCAGCCGGUCCUGUGAAUGAGGAAGUGGUACCACAGAUCCCCAGACAUUCCUGCAUAAUGUUGUGCCAAAUAGUUUGUCUCUCCAGGAAGAAAAGAGACUGCUGAUGGGAGAAUCUUCUUUUCUUGAACCCUGGGUCCCUCAGCGUUCUGUCGUGAUGGAUGAGCAGGAAGCUUUGAACUCAAUCAUGCAGGACCUAGCUGAGCUUCACAAGGCUAGCCGCCCUGCCUUGUCCCUCUCUGACUUGGCAAAGCCCAAGGCGUCUUCUCCCAAAAAUCAGAAUGAUGUCCGAGUGAAGUUUGAAUAUAGAGGAGAAAAAAGAAUUCUGCAGUUUCCUCGCCCCGUGAAACUAGAUGACCUAUUUUCUAAAGCAAAGGUGGCCUUUGGUCAAGCAAUGGACCUACAUUACACAAAUAAUGAGCUGGUUAUACCUCUGACCACACAGGAUGACCUGGAUAAGGCCAUUGAGUUACUGGAUCGCAGUGUCCACAUGAAGAGCUUGAAGAUACUGUUAGUCUUGCAAGGGAACAAUCAGAGUUCAACAAAUAACAUGGAACUGUUAACAUCAUUAGAGGACUUGGAUAACACCGCGUUUAGAGGGACGGAAAAGAAAAAUGCAUUGUCUUUAAUUGGUUCUCAUUCCACGGACCGCAGCUCUCCACCUCCAGGGUAUAUACCGGAUGCCCAGCAGCAAGUCGCCCACAAUGGAUCCUUCACCAGCAUUAAUAGCGAAGGGGAGUUCAUUCCAGAGAGUAUGGACCAGAUGCUGGAUCCUUUAUCAAUGAGCAGCCCAGAAAACUCUGCCUCAGGCAGUUGUCCUUCACUGGACAGCCCCUUGGACAGUGACAGUUACCCCAAAUCACGUAUGCCAAGAGCUCAGAGCUAUCCCGAUAACCACCAAGAGUUCUCUGAUUACGACAUUCCUGUGUUUGAGAAAUUUGGAAAAGGGGGAACGUACCCAAGGCGGUACCACAUCUCAUUUCAUCAUCAGGACUACAGUGAUGGGCGCAAGACAUUCCCUCGAGCUCGGCGCACGCAGGGUAACAAUUUCCGCUCUCCGGUGAGCUUCAGUCCCACCGACCACUCCCUGAGCACCAGCAGCGGCAGCAGCAUCUUCACCCCCGAGUUUGAGGAGAGCAGGAGCCGCAGGAGGGGGAGUGACAUCGAGAGCAACCCUACUCUCACAGUCAUGGACAUCAGCCCUCCUAGCCGCUCUCCACGGGCUCCUACCAAUUGGCGCCUGGGGAAGCUCCUGGGCCAGGGUGCUUUUGGCAGGGUCUAUCUGUGCUAUGAUGCCGACACUGGCCGCGAGCUGGCAGUCAAGCAGGUGCAGUUCGAUCCCGACAGCCCAGAGACCAGCAAGGAGGUGAGUGCCCUAGAGUGUGAGAUCCAGCUGCUGAAGAAUCUCUUCCAUGAAAGGAUCGUACAGUACUAUGGAUGCCUACGGGACACUCAAGAAAGAACUCUGUCUAUUUUCAUGGAGUACAUGCCAGGGGGCUCAAUAAAAGACCAGCUGAAGGCAUACGGCGCACUUACUGAAAACGUCACUCGAAAAUACACCCGGCAGAUCCUUGAAGGAGUGUCUUACCUGCACAGCAACAUGAUUGUACACCGAGAUAUCAAAGGAGCAAAUAUCCUCCGGGAUUCUGCUGGGAAUGUGAAGCUUGGAGAUUUUGGAGCCAGCCGGCGGCUGCAGACGAUCUGUUUAUCGGGGACAGGAAUAAAGUCAGUCACUGGCACACCAUACUGGAUGAGCCCAGAAGUGAUCAGUGGAGAAGGCUAUGGAAGGAAAGCUGAUAUCUGGAGUGUGGGCUGCACGGUAGUGGAGAUGCUGACACAGAGGCCCCCCUGGGCGGAGUUUGAGGCCAUGGCCGCCAUCUUCAAGAUCGCCACCCAGCCCACGAACCCCCAGCUGCCGCCUCACGUCUCGGAUCACUGCCGCGACUUCCUGAAGCGCAUCUUUGUGGAGACCAAGCUCCGGCCGUCAGCGGAGGACCUCCUCCGCCACAUCUUCGUGCACUAGCAGUCUCGCCCCGUUGCGUGGGGGGGGGAAGAUGUUUCGUCUGCACUUUCUUCUCUCUUUUCUCUUUGUUUGCAUCCCCAGAAGCCUCUUUACCUGCAAGAAAAGACAAAGAGGGGCUUUUACUCAGCCUGAUUUAGGGAACAUUGCACCUUAAUAAAAAGGGUAAGCACCUGCUAAAAUCUAAAUAUUGUGAAGUGUAUUUUCAACACUUGUAACACAUUGUGUACUUGUCUAGUUCUGGGUGUAUUCUAGAGAUGGGAUAGCACUGGAGUGCUGGUUUGAUAAUCUGAUGUGUUUCAUCAUGGUCUGUUGAACCUGGGGACUAUGUGGUACUGUAAGUGUCUGCGAAGAAAUCAUGUCAUUUUGAAGCAUCAGCGCUGCGGUUUUUCGACACAAAGCAACAAACUGUUUUCUAACAUCCACCCCCACGUUCUUUAUUUUUCGUAGGUCUGCUGCUUAAACUACUUAUUGUGUGCCUUUAUAUCUUUGGAGACUGUUUAGUUAGCUUAAAAGUUGAAAACAUGUAUCUUACUAGGAGUUGACAUAAACAUCUUCACUUUUAUUGUUCACCUGGACUGGAAAGGUAUGCAAGUUUUUUGCAUCCAAACUUCAGUCCGUAAAAAUGUUUGCCAACUCAGAUGGUACAUGGAUUUUAAGGCUGACUGAAAGCAACCUGUGAUUUGCUUGUUGUACUGCUGUUUGUUUCAGCGUCUGGUCUUUUUAAUUCUGUCCUUGGCGUUUUCAGUCACUUUUACUAGAUAGCCUUUGUAGGUUAAUCCUAUACACUUAAUGGUUGGCUUUAAUAACCAAAAACAGCAGAUGAAGCCUUUAAAGAUGUUGCAUUUGGUAACAGGACGUGCGUGUCAGUGACAUCUGCGAAUGUGUCAGGCUUGAGAGAGUUAAGAUAAUAGUGUAGAUUGAGAGUUUUCUGUUUCAGCAUGGUAACCUUGCAUUACUUUGGCAUUCUGCAGGUUUAACUUGGGAUAGGGACACUAGCCUUGUCAUUGAUGUUUGAGUAUUCAAACAAAUUAUAUUUUGCAAGCAGCAAAUGUAUCCUUCUUGAUGUGUGUGAAGGGCAUCAAUUCUGUGUAUUGAAGUCUAAUUUUAAGGUUUAUACAUUAUAUUAUAUCCUGGGAGGCAUUAAAAAGACAACAAAUACCACUGGGUUCAAUACUUACAGUUGUGAUUUUAGUGCCUGUCAGUAUAUUGUGGCAGUGACCUUAAUUUCUCUUCCAGUAGCAAAACAAUAUUUGUCUUUUGAACCAGGUGCCAAACAAGGGGGAAAUGAGAAUAAAAGACAGAAUCUCAAAGCAAAACGUUUACCUAUUGAUAUAUGCAUUGUUAUCUUUCAAAUUAGUCUGUUUCAUUGAAAACCCCUUAUACAGCAUUAUGCUAAGUAUACAAAUGUGCAUCAAAGGGUUUGUAAGGGAUUCAACAUGUCAUUCUAAAAUAAUAACCACAACCAAUAUUUAAGAUGGUUGGAAAUGUCUUGUUCGAUGAUAAUGUUUAUCUAUUUGCUAAUGGAAACUACACAAGCCCUGCAUUUACUGUUACUAAACAUUGAGAGAGUACAGAUAAGUCAUUUUGCAUUUUGAAUUGUUUACAAAUUUAUUGACAGCUUGAUGAUGGAUCCACUUCUCGGAGGUUUUCAGGUGAACUUUGUAAAACUGGUGAAAGGAAAGGUGUCUGCUGUGAAAUCCUUUAUUUUCAUGAUUGUAUGUGUAUUUAUUGUGAAGCCUGUUACCUUGCUGAGAAAUUUUAGGUUUACAAAUUGUUUCCUACUUUGCUGACGACUGUUUGUAGUCAUCUAGAUGUUGGAAAUACAGCAAAAGAGCUCGGUGCUGUGGGUCUUCAGAUGCACCUUGGUAAAGGGCUCAGUUGCUGUACCAUAAGUAAGGGUUUAAAGACUGGAGCAAACCAGACAGAUUUCUGUCAUGUUUCUUUUACAUGUAAUAGGAAAAGUAUGGUGUCAGAGGCCAUACUCAUAUCCUGAGGUUUUUGUCAGGCACACCUAUCCUUGUGAUAUUUGUAUUUCCAGGAAUGUUGUGAUUUUUUAAUGCUUUUUAUAUGCAUCUUAGGAGGUAAUCUGUUCCUUGCUAAAAUACCGUAUGUGCUCUUUAUGAUAUUGGCUUUCCACAUUCACCUUUACAGCCGAAACAGCCGAUUUGGAUGUAUAACCAGUUCCGUGCAGAGAUCCUGUUGUACAUCACCUGACAGAUGCAGGAUUGUCCAUUCCAUUGGUAGGUUAGAGCAUUCCAAAGCUGCUGUUGAGUUUGAAUCGUCAGAGGUCAUAGCUCCAAGGUUCCAAGGUUAUUUGCUGAGCUGAGUCAAGUCUUGUCCAGUAGACGUUCCAGGAAUAAAUAUCCAAAGUUAUUUUUGCACAGGCCAGUAGGUGUAAAUCAGAGUUGGAAUUCUUAAAAGGUAAAAAGGCGAAAGGUCAUUGUAUGCAAAGGUGCAGUAUUUUAAAGUUUACUUUUUUGUUUUAAAUUCUGGAUCAAGUCGCCAAAGAAGCACUGUACUAGGUACCCAGAAUUUUGGAAGAGCUGGUAAAAAUGGAUCUUGAUUUGCGCUGCAUUUCUUUGAGUCUGCUUUAAAAAUGGUACAUGACGGCAGCACAAUUGUGAUACUCUUCUCCGCUUAGAUGAGAUCUGUUGUUUUAGAAAGUGGUUCCAGUACCUCUGUUAGUUCAGUGACUAUGGGCAAUGACUUUUGAGUGAAUUCCCAGGAGAAUCCAACCCCCAUUAGCAUUUUCAAUUAGUAUAAGCUAUUUAAUUAUGCAAUUUACCCCUUGCAUAGCAAUAACAGAAAGUUAAGACGCAUCUAACUACUAGUUAAGCUGUUAUUAAGAAUAAAUGUCUAUAAUAUUUCAAAUAUACAGUUCCAUUAACAUUUAUAUUUGCUCUCUUGUCAACAGAUACGGUGCAGUUAGAGCUCUGUGUACAGUAUGGUCUGUGCCAUAAAUGAAAGCAUUUUGUUCUCAUUACAAAUAGAUUAUGUCCUUUUGUAACCAGAUGGCUCUAACCUCUCUCUCUAAAGUUAUUUAUGCUGCGAGGGGUGCCAUUGGCUUUGGGAUUGAAAAUGCUGUCUGAUUUGACUUUUUUUCUAGUACAUCAAUGUUGUGAAACCCUGACAUGUCACAUACCUUACUGAAAAGAAUUACAAUUUAGUCACCCUUUAGUAUAGGGAGACUUUUCUUUACCUGCAGACCUACCUUUUUCUAAUUGCUGUACCAUUCUUGAACAGAAGCCUUGUAAAAAAUCUUUAUCUUUAGAGGUGGAUGACACCAGUGCUUGUAUUAUAGCAAUCCUCCACCCAGAAAAGACCUUUUGACCUGGAGUUAUAAUCCAAUCUACCUGAUAACCUGCAUGAUGAUUCUCCUUAAUUUUGGAUUUUGAUCCUGGCUUUUUUUUUUCACUUAGCAUCUUCUGUUUUCCAUGAACCGGAAUUCAAAUCUUAAGAACUGACCUUAGGCAUGAUAUUUGAAGUUGUGUCCUCAUGGAAUAUCAGUGCUGUACAGUUUUCUGUACAUACACAUCACAUGACAAGAUUUACCCAGCAAAUUCAUUCAUCUAAAUUGUAUAAGGCCCUUAUACAAUUAUAAAGAAGAGUGAGAGAAGUGAGGUAAUACAGGAAGUUAUUUGCAAAUGAGAGGUGUUCAAAUUGAAUCUUGCUUUUGCUGCUAUGGUUUUAUUGACAUGGGGGAUGGCAUUUUCUUGAUUUGAGGGGAAGGACUUGUCAGUAUCUGUUCUUUUGGGCCUGAUUUGAGGAUACAAAAGCCUUCAAGUUGUAUGAAUGUAGAAAUUCAUCAAAGUGUUAAAAUCAUCAUGGAGUUUGAGCAUGUGUGAAACAAGGCAAUGAUGUGCUGUACCUUUUUAAGGGGAUUUGGCAGAAACACUAGUUCCUGAUCAGGACUGAAUGAAAGCAGAGUUGCUUGAGUUCAACACAAAACUCGGAUCGACACCAGUCUCCAUUAGUGCCUCUUCUUCAUUUUUCCAAGACACUGUCAUUCUCAGUUUUCAGCAGCUUCAGGUCUGCAUCUGUUUCUUUGUCUUGCGCCAAAGUCUGUUGUACUGUACUCUAUAAUGAUUUUGAUACAAACUAAACAAAAAUUGAUGCAAAAGAAGCACUUGUCACCCAUAUGACAUCUCAGCUACUCACAAGCCAAGAGAUUUUAUGAUAUUUCCUAGGUCAGGAAGUGAUGAGAAUGUUAAGUCUAAGCAGAUGUAAGGAGUAGACUGACACUUACAAUCAAAUUUGUAAUAUUCACUUUAUUGAUAACUGUUUGGCUGGGGUGGUGAUUCCUGUAACCUGUAACCCUGUAACUAGGGGUUUUCACUUGUAUACCACACCCAACUUCAAUAUUUAUACAUUAGGAUCCAGGUUUUGUUAUUUUGGAUUUUGAAAGAUAUUUUGGCAAACCAGCAAAACAAGAGUUCAUGAGAAUAAGUAAAAUAUUUCAAAAGCCAAAUUCAUGACUUUAGGGAAGAUGACAUCUCCCACUUAUUACUACAAGGUGAUGAACUCCAUACUACUGCUCCUCCUACUGUUAUUACUACUGUUAUUUUAUAAUGUUGUAAAACUGAUAUAAUACACACAUUCCAAAAAGUCAAGCAAUGUAAAAAUUGCAGAACAGGUGUAAUUAUUUAUAUACAAAUUAGUCUUUAUGGUGCUGCUUAUGUGGCUUCCUGUGGCAGACCCAACUUCAUUACAAAUGUUUCAUGUGUCAAGUGAUUUGAGUGAAGUGACUUCAUUCUGAAACUCACUGUUGAUCCUCUUUGAUCUGACUUUAUGUAUUAAUUUUGUAGAAUUUUAGUAGAUUUAAUGUUUAAUUUAGCAAUGUUCCGAAUAUGUUUUACCCAAGUGCUCGUGUUUAAUAUUCAUGUAAAACAACAUAAUUAGUACUCCUGAUUAGGAGGCGGCACUUGUGUUUUUGACAGAGUGUUUACUCUUCAAAUCUAUUAAUUUCCUAUAUCAUUGCUAGGAAAUGGGAUAUUUGCGUAGCAGUCACAAAUUAUGUACCUUGAGCAGUUACCAAUAUUUGGUCAUGAAGAAAAACUGCUCAACCCCCAUAAAGCAAUUUGCAGAAGAAUGUAAAAAAAAUCGGACAGUAGGGAGACACAAUAAUUAAGUGUCGAUGAUUACUGUCAAACCAGUACAUUCACAAGAAAACUAUAGUCUUCAUUGGUACAGGAACCACAAAACAUUGCAGUGAUCCACAUAAAUUUCAUGUCCUUUAUGCUGCUUCUUUUACAUUGGGCAGUAGUAAGUUGUGUUUAAGUUUUAUGUUUCUUAGUACUUGUUUAUAUAACUCAAUUUGCAAUAUUUAUUGGAUACCACACUUAAAACCUUUAAAAACAAUCAAUAAUGCUGCUAAAAAAUGCCAGUAAUUUUUUUCUAUGGUCAAAAUAAAUAAAAAAAACAGGUGUUCAAUAAUUUAUAUUGUAAAAAUAUUUUAAUAGACAUCUAUUCAAGUCAUAUUUAAUCUUUCUUAAUGCACAUCUGUAAAAUAAGUUUAAAAAAUAAAGGACAAUAAGUUGAAUGGAAAUGUAAAACUCUGAAAAACAAAACAUUUCCUAUCUUGUGAUUGUAUUAAGGCCAAGAUAGGAUUGUUGCCAAACUGAAUCCAUCAGCAGUUUUACAGUAGGUUUCUCCUGUGAUUGUCCUGUGAAAAUGUAGGCUUGUCUUUCACUGUGAUGCGAGAAUCCCACCUUUCAUUUCCAAGAAAGUCGUUCUUUGGCAUGAAGGUUGAAACAAGUCUCAAGUAAUUAUCAACAGAGCCAGAUCCUUGCAUGCACAAUCGCUCUUCCUCUUUCAUGCUCCUUUUAUGUGUUUACAGUUGCUUGUGAUGACAUUGCAUGAACCAGCGAGCACAAGACUUAAAUCUGAUCCUUUUGUGUCGUGGACUUUCCACCAUCAGAUUUCUCAUCCUCUGUCCUGUGAUAUGAGCUGAUGGAAGUCUUUACACUGCGGCUGUGGAACUGCGUAUAUGACCUUUUGUUCUGUCUGUGUGAAAGAAAAGAUAACCGAUUGACGUCGUGCCUAAUAUGUGAAAAUGUGCAAGUUAAACACCAGUUGAACAUUCAGAUUUCUGCGAAGCUGCCAUUAGCUGCACAUUGUAUUGUGUCUGCAGCUCAUGUAAAAAGUGCCCUUGGAAAUGAAGUGAGAAAUGAAGGCGUUUAUCUGAAUUUUUCUCGUAUUGACAAAUUCCUAAUAAUUUCAAUUUAUUGCAUUUAACCAAACUAUAGCUAAUUAAUUUCAACAAAAUUCCCAAGGCACUGCAGUCUUGGCCAAGCUAAAAAUUUGAGUGUUUUUAUCUUUUUGGCCCCUGUUACAUGUGGCUAGAAAGCUUAAAAGGAAGAAAUUAAUGCUCUGAGAAAAUAGUUGUUCCAUUUUGCAACACAUCCCUAUUUUGUUACUUGAAGGGCAUUUCAAGUCCCAUGUCAAGGAAUUGAAAGUACUUUAAAUUCCUGCUUAAUAUUUAAUGGCUGGUAGCACUCCAAGUACUGAGUAGUCUCUGCCAAGGAAACAAAAUAAGGAAGAACUUUCUUCCCAGGCUAUUUGGGGUAGAUUUGUAUUGUGGCUACAGUGCUUCAGUGAUUAAAAACAUUGGUUUGAGGUUUUCAGAACCAUCAAGAAUUAAUCAAGCUGUAAAACCAGGGGAUGGAGUACAUGAGAAAGCAUGCACUGAUUUCUGGUAGUUUUCCAUAUGCAAAGAAAAAUGAUUUGCUAGUUCUGAUUGCUUUUGUACAUUCAUUACCCAAAAUCCACACUAGUUCCUUUUACAUUUCCAAAUUUUGGAGGACUAAGCUUCAACUCAAGUCGCUUAAUUUCUUCGCUUUGGUCUAUACUGUAGUAAGCGCUGUUAUGUAUUAUGACUCAGAUCUCAACAGUUUGUGAGUUCUAAGCUUCUCGUAGUUCCACUAGAAAUACUUUGUCGCAUGUAUUGUAUUACAAUCUGUAGUUUGGACUUACCUGCUAUUAUUUUAAAUAUAGUGUGAAAAAGUGUGAGUGUGAAAAGAUUGUAGUCUCAAUUGAAGUAGACCCCUGUUAAUAUGGAGUGUAUCCAUUAUAUCAUCUUAAGUGAGAAGGGAGUAGAAAAUGCUUGGAAAACUCACUUAACAGUUGCGGUUAUGUUUGAAUCCACUAAGUUCCAGCCAAUAUGCAAUUUUACAGUUUUGUUUUAAUAUAAGCCUGUUGUGAAACAGUGGAUUAUUGCGAUUUGUCUUUUCGGAUGCUAUGCAAAUACACAGAUAGAAGCAAUUACUUUCACCACAUUUUGCAUUUAUGUGGUCUUGAUUUAAUCACUACAGUGAUGGAAUUUUUUAAGGCUUUCAACAAAAGAAUUCCUAUUUGAUUGUUAAAUAAAUGGUGCUUCCAGUUCUUAGAGGCAGAAUUGGAAAAGACGAAGUUUUGUACUCUCUGGGUAGUGAUUAAAAAAGUUCUCUUUCCAACAGAUUCAACUGGAAUUAGCAGAUAUUUGUCUCAUAACAUCAAAACUAUAAAGGGAAUUGGAGAAACAUAAUUGGCAAAAGUGAAUCCUAAACACUGAAGUCACGAUAAAUAUACAAUACAUGUAUCAUAAGAGAUAAAAAUGUUUUGUGUUGAACGAACGUUUGUGAUUGCGGUUUCCUGUAUUUUCAACAAGACACCUAUCCUUCCUCCAGUCAGCAAAAGUUCUUACGUUAAUAAGAAUUAAACCCCCACCCCCCCAAUAAAAAGGUUUUCCUCAUUAAAUGUGGGUUUUACAGUUAUACAAUGUGAUGCUGUUCUAUCAUGCAAAAAGUCUGGAGAGUAGCACUACAAAUCCGAUUUUAAAAACAGUUGCAGUUAUUAUGCCAAAAGCACUCUUUUAUGUUAUGUCUUGUAGUAUCACUCUACAGAAUAUUGACCCUUGUUAUAAUUUCAUUCUUAUGAGUUACCCGGCUUCCAGUGCUGUCAUCUUGUACCUUCACGAGUGCUUAAAUAGUGCCAAUUGCUUUUUUACAUAUAAUAUUUCUUGUUUUUAGAUUUGCUGAGGAACUAAGUGCUAAUUACACACUUAAUCAUUUCUCCUAUUGGAGAACAAAACGAGUGGAUCAUGAAAUCUUGUAAAUAUUAAUUUGGAGUGCAAAAAAGUCUCCAGGUACAGUAAACAAAUUGUAUAUUUAGUGUAUCAAGGGGUACAUUGUACAUUUUUUUCUUAUAAAGCUUUUAAUUCUAUAUUUGAUCUAAUGGUUAUUCUAUGUAAAUGUAUUUUUACUCAAUGUUGAUUGAGUGUAGUGUAUGUACAGACUUUUUUUUCUAUUGUCAAAUUUUUUGCACAUUUUUUGAAACUGUAUAAUUUGUACACUGAUUUAAUACUCUUUCCAGUUAAUGCUGGGUGUUUGGAAUCUGGGUAUGCGUGUGCACUUUAAUGCUGUCUGUAUGUCUGUGUCCUUUUUGGGGAUAUUUUUCUUCUUUGUUGUAAAGAUACCUUGGGAGUCAGCAGCUUCCCAAUCUGCAGCUGUUCACAUAUCUCUUUCAGUAGGUACGUUGAAUAGAGGAAGAGUCCGUUUUGGAAAACGAGUCAGAAAUUAAGUAUUCAAGUUUGGAUACAAUCAGUAUGGUACAUUAGAAGCGCAAAGAAAAAAAUACUUAAUGUAGUACUUUACAUAUUGAUUAUAUCAUACACAAGUGAUAGAAUAACCAGAGACACUGCAACUAGGAACCUGCUGUAAUCAUUCUUUAUAAAUGAUCAAAACCUUUUGUUUCCAGUGGGUGGCUAAACCUUACAGGUAUUAAAGAACAUACUUACCUGCCCCGAUGAGUUACAGAUUUCUUAUAGUGCAGAUUAUUACACCACUUAUGGCAAAAUAGGUUACAUUAAAAAUUAAUAUGUAUGUAUUUCUAAGGCUGAGCAUUUGUACUGUUAUACAGAGCCAAUUGCCAAUAGUGAUUUCACUAGACUGCUAUUUUAUUACUAUCAAAGAUUGCUUUUUCUGCGCUUGGAUCAAAAUAACCCGUUUAUUUGUGCAUUCAUAACACCUUCAAAAAUCUCUGGAAGAAUAGAAAAGUUUCAGAAGCUUACAAAUUGAUUGGGACAUUUUGGAUGCCAGCUCAGAUUCUGCAUGUAGUCGUCUUCUGUUAAUAUCGCAGUUAUCCUAAAGCCCAGAGGUUGUCUAAAUUUUGUCAUGCUCUAGGAGAAAAAGACCGUUUUAUACUAGGUCUGGCUAGCUAUGGGUGGUGGGCUGCUGACAGCCAAGUAUUGAAUGCACUGUUGAAUGUCUAUGGCUGUACUGUAAUUUGUUUAGGGGAAUUGAUGUACUCCACAUGUAAGAACACCAUGGUUAGAGGAUAGGUUUUACACUCCAUGUGCACAUUUCCACUAUGACAUUUAAAAAUGUAUAAAUGUGUAAAUUGAAUAGGUACUUUUUUAAUUACACUUCCUGGUACAGUUGAAAUGUAUAUCCCACACUUUUGUUCUCUGUAUCUAUUGUAAAAGAAGCCAUGUUUAUAAUUAUAUUUGGUUUGUGACCAAUAAGCUUGUUUAUAUCAAAUCUGUAUAUCAGUGGUACGCAUAUUUUUUUUAUAUAUAUUUUAUUUUUGUUUUGUUUUUUAAGACUGAUUUUAUGCAUGACGAAAUCUGCAAGAUUUAGUACACAAAUGUCGAAGUAACAGAUUUGUUGCUUUUCUGAUAAAGCCCCCUUGUGGAACUUAAAGAAAAUAAGCUUUCAAAGAGGUAGCCCGUCUGGACUGGUGAACAUCUGUGAUAGCUGGCACUUUGCAGAGUGUUAAAUAAUAAUAAAAAUAUUUAUUUCACCUUU
Molecule: messenger RNA, 12169 nt
Organism: Lepisosteus oculatus (spotted gar)
Lineage: Eukaryota; Metazoa; Chordata; Actinopteri; Semionotiformes; Lepisosteidae
Gene: map3k2
Product: mitogen-activated protein kinase kinase kinase 2
Biological process (GO): protein phosphorylation; cellular response to stress
Molecular function (GO): MAP kinase kinase kinase activity; protein binding; ATP binding
Source: RefSeq, a predicted model, not a curated record